AUCUAACCUACAUAGUUACGAUAGCUCAUAUGAUUUAUUUGUAAAAUUUUCAAUUCAAUUUUUUAUUUUAAUAAAUUAAUAUAUAUAUAUAUAUAUAAAUAAUAAGAAAUUUUGUACCAUUUUCAUAAUUUUAUACAUACAUUUUUAUUCUGUCUUUGAAUAAAUUCGUUAGUUAGGUCAUAAAUACUAAAUGGAGGACACAGAGUUAGACUCCUCUGAGUUGGGAACCUAUGACUAUUGGAAGAAGACGUAUGCAAUUGAGGUAAACAACUAUGAAGAAAAUGGGGACCCGGGAGACGUGUGGUUUGGCGAGGACAGUGCUCAGAGGGUUAUAGACUGGAUCUGUAGUUGUGGAGUUAGUCUGGACACCCCUCUUAUUGAUUUAGGUUGUGGAAACGGUUAUUCUUUGAUGGAAUUGGCCAGACAAGGGUUCACCAACUUACUGGGAGUAGAUUACUGUGAGGAGGCCAUAGUGUUAGCUGAGAAAGUGACUAAAGAGGAAUUUUCCAUAAUUAAAUAUAAGGUUUUUGAUAUAAUAAAUGAUGAUGUGUCAGAUUUGGGGACCAACUUUGGUAUAGUACAUGAUAAGGGAACUUACGAUGCAAUCAGUUUGAAUCCAGAUAACCCAAAGGAAAAUAGACGGAAAUAUCUAGAACAAGUGACUAAGAUUCUCUGUGAUAAUGGGCUAUUCAUUAUAACAUCGUGUAAUUGGACAGAUCAAGAAUUAAUUAAGCAGUUUUCGGAGAAGAUGAAGUUAAAGUGUGUAAUACCAACACCGCAGUUCAAAUUUGGCGGGAAAGUGGGCAGUGUUGUCUCGUCUGUUGUGUUUAUAAAAAAAUAAUGUGCAUAUAAUUGGUUUUAUUAUUAG
This is a messenger RNA of Galleria mellonella (greater wax moth), 868 nucleotides long. RefSeq names its product EEF1A lysine methyltransferase 2. Bases 191 to 841 code for a protein of 216 amino acids. Gene Ontology annotation, cellular component: cytoplasm. Gene Ontology annotation, molecular function: protein-lysine N-methyltransferase activity. Lineage: Eukaryota; Metazoa; Arthropoda; Insecta; Lepidoptera; Pyralidae. Gene Ontology annotation, biological process: peptidyl-lysine monomethylation; peptidyl-lysine dimethylation. The record is from RefSeq and is a predicted model, not a curated record. The transcript has 5 exons.